Molecule: messenger RNA, 7349 nt
Organism: Phodopus roborovskii (desert hamster)
Lineage: Eukaryota; Metazoa; Chordata; Mammalia; Rodentia; Cricetidae
Gene: Arrb1
Product: arrestin beta 1
Exons: 16
Coding region: 356-1612 (418 amino acids)
Biological process (GO): visual perception; G protein-coupled receptor internalization; signal transduction
Molecular function (GO): G protein-coupled receptor binding
Source: RefSeq, a predicted model, not a curated record
GCUCGCGCGCACAGCCGUGCACACUCACUCGCAUUGGCACGCGCCUGCGUGCACGCGCUCGCGUGGAUCAGACGUGGUCGGCUGCCCAGCCUUUACUCUCUGGGCGCGCACACGCAGAGCCGCGCACGGAGUCACACACGCGCGCUCACACCCGCACGCUCCACGCCCCUGGCGGCGGCCCGGGCGUUGUGCUGCUCGAGCGACGGGCGGGGACCCGGGCGGGGGCGGCGGCGGCGACAGCGGAGGAGGCGGAGCGGGGUAGCCGGGAGCGGGCUGGCCCGCGCUCCUCCUGGCGGCCGGGGAUUUUCCAGCCUGGGCGCUGACGCCGCGGACCUCCCUGCGGCCGCCGCGGACCAUGGGCGACAAAGGGACACGAGUGUUCAAGAAGGCAAGCCCCAAUGGAAAGCUCACUGUCUACCUGGGAAAGCGGGACUUUGUGGACCACAUCGACCUUGUGGACCCUGUGGAUGGUGUGGUCCUGGUGGAUCCUGAAUAUCUCAAAGAAAGGCGAGUCUACGUGACACUGACUUGCGCCUUCCGGUAUGGCCGGGAAGACCUGGAUGUCUUGGGUCUGACUUUUCGAAAAGACUUGUUUGUGGCUAACGUGCAGUCCUUCCCACCGGCCCCGGAGGACAAGAAGCCACUGACUCGGCUACAGGAGCGGCUCAUCAAGAAGCUGGGCGAGCACGCCUACCCCUUCACCUUUGAGAUCCCUCCAAACCUUCCGUGCUCAGUGACAUUGCAGCCAGGGCCUGAGGACACAGGGAAGGCCUGUGGUGUGGACUACGAAGUCAAAGCCUUCUGUGCGGAGAACCUGGAGGAGAAGAUCCACAAAAGGAAUUCUGUGCGGCUAGUCAUCCGGAAGGUUCAGUAUGCCCCAGAGAGGCCUGGCCCUCAGCCCACGGCUGAGACCACCAGACAGUUCCUUAUGUCGGACAAGCCCCUGCACCUUGAGGCAUCUCUGGAUAAGGAGAUCUAUUAUCAUGGAGAACCCAUCAGUGUCAAUGUCCAUGUCACCAACAACACCAACAAGACUGUGAAGAAGAUCAAAAUCUCGGUACGCCAGUAUGCAGACAUCUGUCUCUUCAAUACAGCUCAGUACAAGUGCCCAGUGGCCAUGGAGGAGGCUGAUGACACUGUGGCACCCAGCUCAACGUUCUGCAAGGUCUACACACUGACUCCUUUUCUGGCCAACAACAGAGAAAAGCGGGGCCUUGCCCUGGAUGGGAAACUCAAGCAUGAAGACACAAAUCUGGCUUCCAGUACUCUGCUGAGGGAAGGUGCCAACCGUGAGAUCCUGGGGAUCAUCGUGUCCUACAAAGUAAAAGUGAAGCUGGUGGUGUCUCGGGGCGGCCUGUUGGGAGAUCUUGCAUCCAGCGAUGUCGCUGUGGAGCUGCCUUUUACCUUAAUGCACCCUAAGCCGAAAGAGGAGCCCCCACAUCGGGAAGUUCCAGAGAGCGAGACUCCAGUAGACACCAAUCUCAUAGAGCUUGACACCAAUGAUGACGACAUUGUAUUUGAGGACUUUGCCCGCCAGAGACUGAAAGGCAUGAAGGAUGACAAAGAUGAAGAGGAUGAUGGCACCGGCUCUCCACACCUCAACAACAGAUAGGCUGGGGCCAGCCCUCGCCCUGGCAGCUCCAGGUUCACUUUUGCACUCGGAUGCUUUCUCGUCUCCUUCCGUUCUGGUUCCCCCUUCCCUUUUGUUCUUCCAGUUUCUACCAAGGGGCCCCAGUGGUCUUCCAAGUCUCGGUGAUGAGCCUCUGGCCUCAGAACUGGCCUCACAUCACCAUGCCAGCAGGACCACAGCACACAUCCUCCUCAGCCAUCUCUCUGCGAUCACUUAUCCACCCCCUUUUCAUGCUCGUUCCCACAAAGGCCACACACACUACCUGGCCUUGGGAUUUGACUUGAGUUGGAGAGCAGAAAGGGAAGGGUGGGGCCAGAGUGCCAAAGUGAUGGUGGGUAUGAAGAUGUGGAGAGGUUGGGCAAGAUGGCUCAAGGCACAAGACACAAGAAGAUGUCUGCAGUCCCAGGAGGUGACACAGUUUUGGCAGCUAAAAGAUGACUGUAUUGAAGGCUGGAGAGGGCAGGACUGUGAAUAGAUUCUCUUUCUCUCUCUCUCUCUCUCUCUCUCUCUCUCUCUCUCUCUCUCUCUCUCUCUCUCUCUCUCUAGGCCCACUAGAGACUCCUUCCCCUCUGCCCUCAUCCUUGGUCCAUGUCCUUGUAUUUCAUGGGGGGGGGGCAAAUAGACUGCAGGAGAGAAGAGCCGACUUUCUAACCAGCAGACACCUAGAUUGGUGCAGGCUACAGAUUCAUCCAUACACUUGUUAGUACAGAUAGGAUGAGUCGCCUUAGCUUUGUUGCAUUUUGUGUGGGGGCACAAAGAGGGAAAGCAAGUCUUUGAAAAAUACCAGCCCCUAGCAGUGAGCAAGAGCUACUGGGAAGGUUUUCUGAGAGGGUGUAAGAGAUGGGGCAGGCCAGGGGAUGAACAUUCAUCCUCCUUCUUUCCCUUAGUGGAUAGUCCUGUAGGAAGCAAGGAUAGAGGACCACAGGCAGCUGAAGCCAUCAGUAUCUUCCAGCUUCCUCUAGUAGUUUUCCAGUUACUUGUCCCUGUAAGCUAGAAGAGAGAGAGAGGUGCCUGAGGCCACCAUUCCUACUGUUAAGGGAGUUCCCAUAAAGACAUACUCUCCAAUAGGAAAGCACCUCCUUUCCUGGAGGAAUUGAUCCCAUUAGUAUCCAGGGUCAUGGGCACUCAGUAUCCAUUAGCUGGUGUUAGUGUGACUUGAAUGGAGUGUUUCCUAGGGUAUCAGGGCAGACAGGUGGUAAAGAUAUCCUUGUUUGGGCUUUGUUGCAAACUUGUGUGACCUUGGGUAAGUUCCCUCCCUGUCUUCAGACCUCAGUUUCUUGUUGGAAAGCCAGAAGGUAGACCAGAUGACCCCAGAGUUUCCAGUUCUAGUUUCUGUAUAUUGGUGGUUCUCUGAGCUUCUAGUCUACCAGGUGGAGCUGAGGCUGCCAACUGCCCCAUCUGCCUUCAGAGGAGAUUCAUGGGACCUCAGAGGACUCAGGGCAGAACACUGAGGGCACCUUCUUGCCUAGGAAGGGUCACCCUUGGGCCCUUGUUGGCUUGUCUGAUGUCAAGUUGUGGUCACAGCCUUUGUGAAUUUCUCUGUCCCAGAGCUUAUAUUUGCUAAGGCUUGCAUGAGAAGUGUGUGGACUUGGGUUUAUCAAAUAUAUUGAUUAGCAGGGCAAGAGGAUGAUCUCAUCUCGAUUCAUGUUCUCCUUUCCUCAGUUCCAUACUUGCCUGAGAAGGGGGACCACAACUUUUGUUUGUUUUUGAAGUAGAGUAUCAUGUAGCCUAUGCUAGCUAGCCAUGAACCCACACUAUGUAGCUGGGAAUGAUCUUGAAUUCUUGAUCCUCUUGUCUCAAGUGCUGGGAUUGCAGGCAUAUCACACUACUACUGGCUUCACAGGUUGGAAUUAUACAGAUUGGACCCAAUUAUACUGACCAGAUCCCAUUUUCAGUCCCUCCUGCCCCAUGAUUGCAAUACUUUAUCAUGGUGAAAUGAUCCAGGCCCACUGGCCCUGUACCUUUAAAUCUCAUAAGCAGUCUACUCAAGGCACAUCUUUGCAGAUUAGAACAGUCAGUUUGGGGCAAUAGUAUUUCCUGACCUGCCCUGGGAUCAUAACUGCAGGCUCCCCUAGAAUCCAGACCCUGCCAGAGCUAGCUGGGUACUUUUGCACCUACAGAACUGAUAAAAAUCUUGAAUGGUAUAAGGCAAGCACGUGCUCUUCACUGGCUUCCACUAAAAUCUUUGGGGCUGAUACAAGGCCUUUUAGCAUUUGGGCUAACCUCUCCCUGGUUGCUUGAACUUCCUGUACCUCAGCCUCCCCACUCACCCUUUGGGUUUAUCCCACAGAUCUCCUGAACUUCCUCCAGCUGCAGGGUGGUACCAGAGCACCCUGUGCUUUGAGUUGGGCCACUCUAAGGGCAAUGGUCAAGUUGGAUUGCAGCCAAACCAUCCUUGGCUGACAGCUUUGCUCCUUUAUUCUGGGUACUGUAGACAUUGAGGUGGAUUUCUCCCUAGAAUCCCUGUCUGUAGAAAACUCCUGGCAGGGGGAAAGUCAGAAGAUAGUACUGACGGCUCUGGCUGCAGCCUGUCCAUGCAGUGCCUUGAUGUGAGUUUGGACAGUGUCCCUUCCAGGUGGAUUCAAACCCACACUGGAAAUUUCACUGUGUGAGGCUGGAAUUUGGUGUCGCUUGCCUCUACUCCACAGUAGUGUGCUGCCUUACUGGGUGAGAUACACAGGCUAAUGUAUUUCUUUGGCCUCUUCUUCAGUAGCUGGCUUAUCUCUGGUCUGGGCCUCUGGUCUGCUCCAAACACCAUGCCUGACUCCCAUCUCAUGACAUGACCUAGUAUUUCUCUGUGAGCCCUUCUCUGUCCUGGAGUGUUCCUGGCCAGGAAAUGUUUUAAGAGUGAAGCAGGAGGCAGAGGAGCCUCCUGAGGUCCCAGGCACCAUCUAGUGGUAUUGGCUUUUCUUGUGCUUAGGUACUGGGACUUGUGCCACCAAACAGCCCACACUGGGACUUUCCAGUAAACCAAAGGGCACAUGUUGAUGCCAAUCUGGGCAGGAAGAGUAUGCUUUGGUAAAAGCUCAUGAAUAGAGGGUGAUUGGACUUGCCCAGUGCCCCAGCCAAGAGAAAAAUUUAGUUCCCAGAAAGAUAAGGACUGAGUUGCUUGGCCGAAUCCCCUGACUAUUUCAGCGUUAGAGCCCAGAUGGCUCCUGCUGGAGGGUGGAUGACAAUCUGAUUCCCACCUUGUGCAGUGAAAGGGACCAUGUCCUGAAAGUCCUCAAGACCACUUCUCAGUCCAUACUAACUGGAACAAUAGCCUUUGUCUGCUUUAUUUGUGGGAUUGCUAUGGAGUUGAGAGGAGAGCCAAGAGCCAGUACUCUGUAGGCUGCAACCUACUGCCCAGGGGUGGCCCUGUCACUGAAGGGAUGAGGCCCAAGGUCACACAGGAAGCUUGCUGUGGAGUGAGCCCUCUGUUUGCCAGUCUCUGUCUUCUGUCCUAAUUUUUCCUGGUUAGAUUAUCAGCCACAAUGACAAUCAAUCGUUGUGGCCUUGGUAACCACACUGGGGGAGAACUGUAGGUGCUAUUGUCCAAGUAUGGGUUCCAGCAACCAGGACACAGAAGAUAUGGAUGUUGUCAGUGAUUGGGGGACAGGAGGAGCAUCUUGGACUCUCCUGGGACUGGAGUCACUCACCUCCUAGAGCCCACAAAAGUCAGGAGACCUAGACUCCUGCCACAGGUGAAGGAAAUGAACCCACCAUCAUGCCACCCGAGAAAUCCAAGGGUGAGAGGAAAUAGAUGUUGCCUCUUUUAAGUAUAAGGUCCCUCUGGGAUCAACAGAAACACCACAGCUCCAUGGAAACCUUUGGGAAGGUCCAGUUCUCUUGCUCUGAGAGCUGAGCCCUGGCUGAUCCACUCAUAGUAGCUUCCAUAUCCCAGAGGCAGCUCUCUCUCCCACCAAUGGCUAAAGACUCUGUGUGUGUGUGUGUGUGUGUGUGUGUGUGUGUGUGUGUUUGUGUGUGUGUCCAUUCCACCAGAGAAGGGCAAGGCUCUAAGCUUAAGCUCCCAUGACACAGGCAGGCACCUGUUCUGAGAUUUGCUCUUUUUAAACUUAAGGACCAAACGAGACUCUUCUGGUUUUUACCCACAGAGCCUGUCUUGGGCCUGGUCCAGGCAGCUCUUAGCUUCUGCCUUCCUCCUGGCCUGAAGCAGCCUACUGGUGGGGUCAGAUCCACGCCUCUGCCAUCUCCAUGCACACCAGUUUCACAGGGAGGCCUGUGGAAGGGAAAGCACCCCUCAACAUUAGCAACUUGUCACCCCCAAAGGGGAAGUCACUGUCAAAGCACAGGUCCCUGGGACCCACUCUCUGCCCCAGGUACUGUGGACCUUGGUGUUCCACACAGCCUUGCCGGGGUUGCUGCCAGGGGAAGUUUGGGAAGAGGGAGAAAGGCCCAGUCUCUGGCCUUCUCCUCAUUCCCACUUCCUCCACAAUAACUGCUUUUAACUCUCUCAUCUUUUGAGGUUUCACUUUUAAACUCUGCUUUGAAGAAAAUCUUCAAACCACCAUUUUGAGGUUUGAUCUUAGACCAGCAACCCAGGCUCUCCUCUUGCUUUUGUGUGUUGGGGUGACUCCCGCAUCCUGACACGAAGAUACUGCGUGUCGGAACUCAGGUCACCAGGUCGAGCAUUUGAACACACACGCUUGUUUUCUAGUUGGGAAUGAGCUGGAUGUGGGCUGGGCCUGAGGCUCAGUGAGGUAGGGCUUGGCCCUGAUUUUGGCAGGUGCUUCAUGAGGAUUACAGAGCGAGGAGCCAGGUCCACCGUCCACUCAGGACUUGUUCUCAGGCAUAGCCCAUGUCUCUACAGGAAGAGCAGGGCAAUGGGAGGAGGAGCUAGGGCUGGCUUCUUUAUACAGCCAAGGGUGGUAAUCCAGGUUCAUGUAAGAGAUACACCAGGGAGGCUGGAAUCGCCAGACACAUUUUACGCAUGUCUUCCUUGAGCGAAUCUCUUAGGAUUUCACUUCCACACCUAUGGAUGUCCGUGUGCACAGUGCACAGCAGGAGGCUUUUGUGCCCAAAGAGGCUGGUUCCCCCUUCUGCAGUCCACAGUGUCCCCCCAUGCUGGUCUGCACUCUCAUGGAAAUUCCCUUGCAGGACAGCUCAUUGGGCUAGCCUUUGACACAGUCCUCCUGGGCCCACCUCCUGGCAUUCGGUGAGGAUUUGAAGCUCAGCACUGCUAAUCACAUGGCAUGGGAGAGAGUGUGGCUUCUGAGACCCCACUGACCUCAGCUCCCCGUGUGUAAAGGGCUAGUGCCAGGCUCCUCCCACCUCACAGUGACUACUGGAAGGGACAUAAGUGGGCAGGAAGAGAGGUCCUAUGAGGUGGCAGCCUAUGGGAGGGAAUUGGGCCUUGCUUGGGUUACUGAACUACAGAGCCCACAACAGAAUUACAAUACAAUAUUUUGUCUUCCCGGGGCAUUUCCACUCAUUGUUAGGUCCAGUCGCAGCUGCUGUGGGCUGCCUCUUCUGAGGAGUGGGAGCUGAUGUGUGUCCUGGGUGUGGUGGGAAGGGGUUGGUGGGGCAGCCUCAGGCCUGUGACCCUCUGUGAAGUGAUGAUUUGUGGCACAUUCAUUCCUGGACCACAUCCAGGUCAACCUGUUGUACCUGUGGCUGCCUUUGUUCUGUGAAGUCAUUAUAGUUUUAUUCAACUCCAACAGGACAGAUGAGCAAAAGAACCUUGAACAAGAGGCCAUUAAAGGCCUUUUGUGAUAGAGAA